GUUAACCGCAGCGGUUGUAGGGGAAGCGGGGCAGCUCACCCUCGAGAGGAGACUGUUGAGGCUGAUAACUGUCGCCGAUAACCGGACACAAGCACUGUCUUGUGGGGUAUAAAGACACGGGGGCGACGCAUUAGCGAGGCGGGAAGCCCUCGGUCCCGUACGGUGAUGCUGAACAUGUGGAAAGUCAGAGAGCUGGUGGAUAAAGCCACCAAUGUGGUGAUGAACUACUCUGAGAUUGAGUCCAAAGUAAGAGAGGCCACUAAUGAUGAUCCCUGGGGACCCUCUGGACAACUGAUGGGAGAAAUAGCCAAAUCUACCUUUCUGUAUGAGCAGUUUCCAGAGGUGAUGAACAUGUUGUGGACCAGGAUGCUGAAGGACAACAAGAAGAACUGGAGACGAGUCUAUAAGGCUCUGCUGCUGCUGGCCUAUUUGAUCAGGAACGGCUCUGAAAGAGUGGUGACCAGCGCCAGAGAACACAUUUAUGACCUGCGAUCUCUAGAAAACUAUCACUUCAUCGACGAGAACGGGAAAGAUCAGGGCAUCAAUGUGCGUCAAAAAGUGAAGGAGAUGGUGGAGUUCGUCCAGGAUGACGACAGGUUGAGGGAGGAGAGGAAGAAAGCCAAGAAGAACAAAGACAAAUACAUCGGUGUCUCCUCUGACAGCAUGGGAGGGAGUGGCGGUGGAGGAGGAGGAUUAGGAGUAGGAGGAGGAGGAGGAGGAGUGAACCUAAAGAACUCCAAUGAGCUGGAUCGAAACAAAUGGGACGAGGACUGGGAUAAGAGCAGAGGAGCUUUUCCCUUCAGCGAGAAACUGGGAGAGAUCAGUGACAAAAUAGGCAGCACUAUCGACGACACAAUCAACAAGUUCAGAAAGAAGGAACGGGAUGAUUCGCCCGAUAGAGUCAGUGACAACGAGGAGGACCAGACGUCUAGGAACGGUCGUCAGGAAACUCUAGAGUUUAAAGAUGAGGAGGAAACCGUCACAACCAAGAGCAUCCAGAUCACACAGGCCACAGAAACUACAACCACCACCACACGGAAACGCAGCGGAGCGCCGAGCAGCAAGACCCUGGAUCUGGGGGCUGCGGCUCACUACACCGGAGACAAGAGUCCAGAGGACAAGUCGUCAGGGAAUCAGUCGUCCAGCGGUGGUAUCGCUGACCUGUUAUUGAUUGACCCUUCACCUGGUCAGAGCAGUACAGCAGGUGGAACGUCAGAACUUAUCGCUGGCUUUGCUGACUUCUCCUCCCCCGCAGCCUCUGCCACCCUCCCAACAUCCACUGCUGCAGUAUCAUCCAAUGGAAACGCUGAAUUUGGAGACUGGAGUGCCUUCUCCACCAGUCCGCCUGCAUCGUCAGGGUCGGCUUCUUCUCAGCCCGUCACUGACCUGUUUGGCAGCGUUCAGUCACCCAAAGCUGCGGCCUCUAAUCCAAACACGGUCCCUCCUUCUGCCGAGCUCUUUGACCUGAUGGGUGGAUCCAUGAGUCAUCCGUUGACCAAUCAACACACGACACUGAGUGCGUCUCAGAGUCUGACUUUCUCCCUGGGAGGGGUGACGCCAGGGGCUUCUGUUUCCAUGCCCACCAUGGCUUUCUCUCGCUCUCAACAAAGUCUGGAGGGAAUGACAUCACAAGCACAACAGCAGAAGGUUGGGGUCGGAGGUCAGGGGUCUUUAGGGUCGACAUGGUCUGACCCUUCUGUCAACAUCAGCCUAGACUUCUUAUCAGCGGGACUCAACUCCGCCAAGACACCACCCACUCUCAACAACAUCAUCCAGCAACAAGGAGUGCCUCCCGUCAACCUGUUGUCCCAGAACUUUGGGGGUCUCAAUCUGAGCUCCCCACCCCAUACGACGCCCAUCAGACCUCCUUCCAAUCCCAUGAUGGCAGGCGGCGCCAUGACGAUGGGCAUGCCUACCUCCUUACCUGCAAUGACCACGGGAACAAUGGGCAUGGGUGGGAUACCUGCGAACCAAGGCAUGAUGGGAAUGAACAUGAGCAUGAAUCUGGGCAUGGCCGCUCCGGUCAUGAUGAGUGGAAUGGGAACGUCGGGAGUGGGAAUGGGCCUGACUCACCCCAUCCCCCCUGCCAUGGUUCAGCCUAAACAAGAUGCCUUUGCUAAUUUUGGUAGUUUUGGGAAAUGAAGGCAUAAAAUUGCGUGCGUGCGUUUGUGUGAGAGAGACUGUGUGAGUGUGUGUGUGAGAGAUCAUGCAUGUUUGACAGAAUGGGAGUUUAAACCACGGAAGAACUGCUGUACUUGAAGACAUCCCUGCAUGUUUCUCUCAUUCUCUGCUACUGUUCUUUGGUGAGGUACCACCACUGAUCACUCACCUACUCAGUAAAUGACAAGACCUCUCAAACAGGAAAGAGCGCCCACUGGUGCUCUGUACAGAGCAGGGAAGUGAUUAACCCACAGAUUUUAGUCCUAACUUUAUUCUGAGUAUCAAGGUUGUCAUAUUAACCAUUUUUAUACCGUUUGUCCACUGCACUAUACCCACACUCCUCACAACACAACAGUGCAAAAAUGUUUUUCCUUUAUACACAGGGUUACGUUGGAAACAGUGGAGUCUGAACCGAGGCUCUGUUAUUAAGUUAAUAAGUCCAGAGAUAACGAGAACCACCAGGGGGCAAAAAAUCAGUUUGACAUUAAAGUCUUUGUGAAAAUGAUGCUGCUCUUUAUUUAGAUGACACAAAGGGCAGUUAAUAAAGUUUGACUCUAUUUAAAAUUAGGAUAAAAUUGUAUCAGAUAGUCAAUAAUUUAUUAUGAGACACAAUCUCAAACUCACGCUGUGUCCCUCUUCCCCAAACCUCUGUCUUCCUUUCUGAGGCUUCAAUUUCCAGGUACCUCCUUCAGUUUCUUACAUACAAUCUAUUUUUUUAGGCAGAUCUAGUUAACUAGAUCCAACUAAACUAGUUAACUCAGAUGGAAAUUGUUCAGUGCAUAAAUUAAGACAUGUACAUGUUGUCACUCUGUGUGUACAAUGUAACGGUCACAGUAUUCUCAGCAAAGGUGAUGCCCUGUACCUCCAGCAGAGGACAGAAAGUUGUCGCAUAAUAUCCUUUUCCUUUUUGUUGCCUCAGUUUGUUUGUAGCGGUUCACCACUGGGUGUGCAGGAGGAUCUUGUUUUGUUUUUCAAGC
Molecule: messenger RNA, 3137 nt
Organism: Cynoglossus semilaevis (tongue sole)
Lineage: Eukaryota; Metazoa; Chordata; Actinopteri; Pleuronectiformes; Cynoglossidae
Product: clathrin interactor 1-like
Exons: 12
Coding region: 166-2142 (658 amino acids)
Biological process (GO): endocytosis
Cellular component (GO): endosome; plasma membrane; clathrin vesicle coat
Molecular function (GO): clathrin binding; phospholipid binding
Source: RefSeq, a predicted model, not a curated record